GCUCGGAGUCACAGUGGACGAUCAGCUGACAUGGAAAUUACACGUUACCGCCACAGUGAGAUCGGCAGCCUACAGACUCUACAUGCUGCGCAGACUUAAGUCACUGGGCACGCCAGCUGAUGAGUUAAAGGGGAUAUACAUCACUUUCAUCCUGCCCAAAUUUAUGUAUGCCUCACCUGUGUGGUCUUCCUCCCUCACCUUCACUCAACACCAACAACUGGAAAAUGUCCAAAAAAGAGCCUGCAGAAUCAUACUUGGCCCUGCUUAUACAGACUAUGAUCACGCCCUAUCUACCCUUGAUCUCCCCACACUGGCAACGAGACACCAAGCGGCCCUCGUCAAGAUGGGUAGAGGCCUGCUGCGCCACUCACGGCUACGGCAUCUCCUCCCCCCUGACGCGCCCCAGCCAAUCCAUGCCACACGACACACAAACGUGGUCAUGCCACUCAAGGCCCCAAGAACUGACCGUUAUCUUCAUAGUGCUAUUCCCUCCAUGGUGCGAGCCAUAAAUAGCUAAGUUAGGUUCUCAGCUUGAAUCUCCCUUAAU
Molecule: messenger RNA, 547 nt
Organism: Portunus trituberculatus (swimming crab)
Lineage: Eukaryota; Metazoa; Arthropoda; Malacostraca; Decapoda; Portunidae
Exons: 1
Coding region: 83-517 (144 amino acids)
Source: RefSeq, a predicted model, not a curated record